AUGGACAGUACCGAUCCAAACAGCCCGGAGUACGUCUCGCAGGAGAGAUGCUACGAGCUCAUGGGCGAGCGUAUGGUGCAACACAUGCUCCAGGGCUUCAACACCUGCUUGUUCUGCUAUGGGCAGACGGGCACGGGGAAGACGACCACGAUCAUGGGCAAUGGACCGGCAGGGACCGCUUCGGGUGGAGGGAAGACCGGUGGAAAGCCGAAGAAGGCGUCCAGUACGGCGGACAGGAGCACCUGCAGCCAAGCACCACCUGGUGAGACAGGAGCCCUUGGAGAGGCACAGCACGACAUGCGGUGGAAGUUCCAGCAUCGUCUGGCCUUGGGACCUUCGUCCCCUUUUUGCUGCGUGGGUAUGCAGCUGCCGGGGGGUUCAGAAGGUGCGAAGGUGUUGAACUCCCAGCCGCAGCUGGCGCACCGGAGGACGCGGAAGUUGAGCUCCGACGUGAAGUGGCUGACCCUGACGUGUCACCUUCUGAAGCACUUGGAUGAAGCCUUGGCUCGCUUCAACGAACCACGAACCACCGUCCCGUCAGGCGGAAUGAUCUCUCAGGCCGAGGAGGGCAUGAAGCUCUUCGAAGCUCAGCAGGGCAGCGCUGCGGAGGUCGACACCGCCGGCGCUGAGAAGUAUAAGACAGAGGUGGAAGCUCGCAUUCAAGCCUUGGAAGCGGAAGCGAACCUGCUCACGGGCAAGGACAACAAGAAGGAGCGCGCUGCCAAGGGGAAAGAGGUGGCGGAGCUCAAGGCUGAGCAGUGUUACGUGGACGCCUGCAAGAUCGUGAAAGGCCUGGAGCCGAAGUUUGGUUACUUCGUGACCAAGCCAGCAGAGGCGCCCAAGCAGGCGGAGAAGGAAGAGGUGGUGGAAGAGGUGAAGGUGGACAAGGCCAAGAAGGACAGCAAGAAGGAACCGAAGAAGGAGAGUGCGGGUUUGAGCCCUGCAGAGACCAAGGAGCUGGAGGAUUUGAAGCAACAAAUCGUUGAGAGGAAGGCCAUCUUGAAGGAGCAGGGCAUGAGCGGUGGUCAGCAGAACAAGGAUGAGGAGGUUGUGAAGAUGGUCGCACGCAUGAACGAGCUCAAAGAGAAGCAGGACCCAGGAAGCACCAAGAAGGAGAAGGACCGAACCAAGGAUUCGAAGAAGAAGACUCCAUUGAGCGCAGAGGAACAGAAGGAAUUCGCACAGCUCCAGAACGAGAUCGAGAUUUACAAGGCCAAGCUUCGAAGCGAGUUCGGCUACAGCAACAAGGACAUGAAGGCAGAUCCGGAUCUCAAGGACAUGGAGGCCCGACUGGCUGCUUUCGAGAAGCGAAGUUGA
This is a messenger RNA of Durusdinium trenchii, 1317 nucleotides long. NCBI's taxonomy places the organism in Eukaryota, Dinophyceae, Suessiales, Symbiodiniaceae. The record is from the annotation of a GenBank genome assembly.